Molecule: messenger RNA, 1394 nt
Organism: Sinocyclocheilus anshuiensis
Lineage: Eukaryota; Metazoa; Chordata; Actinopteri; Cypriniformes; Cyprinidae
Product: arginine/serine-rich protein 1-like
Exons: 7
Coding region: 342-1379 (345 amino acids)
Source: RefSeq, a predicted model, not a curated record
CGCUGAAUCAUCCAACCUCUCGCGAGAAGACGACGGCGCUGGCUGUAGAAAGGCGCUGACUACUCAGAAACACGUUUUGUUUCAAGAAUUUGUCCUAAAUCUUGUAAUAAUUGAUUUCUUCUGGAAUUUAUUUUGGAAUAAACGUACAUUUAUUUGACAGUUGUUGAAUUUCAAAAAUAGUUUCUGUUUUGAACUCGCUCGAGGAGUAUAGAGAGAGCGUUUUCCUCAAAGUCGGUUAUCUUACUGUUGGAUCAAGUCCUUUUUGACGGAGGGGCGGGGUCUUUGUUACGCAACGUCACCUGACCUACUUUUAGUUCCAGCUUCAUCAUCACAGUUUGAUCAUGAAGAAGGCGGCCAGCCCUGGGCGUCUCAGUGAGGGUGUGAAGCUCAUCUUUGAUAAGAAGGCUCCACACGGUCGCAGGUCCUCUCGCUCCAGCAGCAGCAGCAGCAGCAGUGACAGCUCGUUCUCCAGCAGCAAGGGGGGCCGCUCCUCCCACAGGUCACGGAGCUCAUCCUCCGACAGUGGCUCUUCCUCACCCUCACACUCUCGCUCACGUUCCCGCUCCCAUCCACGCUGCUCAGGCCGCUCAUGCUGCCGUCACAGGCGCCAUUCUCCUCCUCGCCGCUACCGGGCUCGCUCCCGCUCUUACAGCCCUUCUCCUGAGCGUUCCUCUCACCGCAGGCGCUACCAUCGCCGCAGUCGCUCUCCAUCCCCCUACAGCUACUCCAGACGUUACAUGCGUUCUCCGUCCCGAUCCCGCUCUCGCAGUCGCUCCCCGGUCUACUGGAGGGGAAGCAGGUUUGUGGGGAGGUACCGGUGCCGUUUCUCCCGCUCACCCAGGAGUUCCAGAGAUUACAGAAGCCGGUCUCGCAGCUGUGAACGCUCUACAGUCUGCCUCAGCCUUGAGGAGAAGAAGUAUCUGUUAAAUGUGGCCAAAGCAAAUGCUGCCAGGAUUCUGGGAGUGCAGAACUUAGAGCUGCCAGCUAGCCUGAAGGAGCUGGAGGAGGAGGAGGAGGAGGAGAAGAGGAGAUCUUCAUCAGAUAAAGAGGAAAGGGUGAGCGCAGACUGGGCACCACAGAAGAUACCAGCACAGGUAAACGUUGCCAAUGAUGAUGGCGAGGCAGAGGCUUCUCCAACGUCUCCCAAGAGAAAGCCAAUUAACUUCAGCAUCAACAAUACCAUCGCCAGACCAUCAAACAGCCCAACGGUCCAUGACAGUAAGGUAACAUCAAGAGCCGACAGCGUAGCAGACAGGAAGCCAUAUGGACAAUAUAAAGUGGGUUUUGUGGAAGAAGGCAAGAGGAUGUCAGACAGGUGGGAAAUAUUGUGUACAUUGUUGUGUUUUUUUUUGUGUUGUACAGUGGAUGUUUCUAAAUAAAAAUGCAAAAAAAAA